UACAUUUAAGGGAUCACGAUAGAGUUGAGAGAGAGAGAGAGAAAAAAAACGAGGGCUAAGAUAAACAAAAAAAAGACAGAAUGUGUAAGAACAAUACCAAAAUCCUCGUCACAGCUCUUGUGAUGGUUGUAACCGCCGCGUUGAUGAUUGAAGAAGCUACGAGCAUUCCCAUAUGUGGCGUCAACACAAACGACUUGAAGAAAUGUAGUCCAGCUGUCACUGGAAACAACCCACCACCUCCCACUCCCCAAUGCUGCAAGGUGGCCAAAGCCGCGAAUCUUGAAUGUCUCUGCCCGUACUUCACCAGGUCCGGGAUUGACCCGGCAAAAAUCAAGGCUCUAGGGACCAAUUGUGGCAUUACUAAAAAUCCCUCCUGUUUGCCAUGAUUGAAGAACUGAGCUGGAAGGGACAAAUGCUGGCCUGCCACAAGAUUAAGUCUCUAAGUUGUUAUGUCUUUUGUUGUUCUAUAUAAUUCGAAUAAACCACCAGAUUUUGCAAUUAUUUUUCAGUCACCUUUUUCUAAAUAAAAAAACCGUGUUCUAUAUAUUUAAUAAAUAAAUAAAGUACUGUUUUGUCUUAA
Molecule: messenger RNA, 580 nt
Organism: Brassica oleracea var. oleracea
Lineage: Eukaryota; Viridiplantae; Streptophyta; Magnoliopsida; Brassicales; Brassicaceae
Product: putative lipid-transfer protein DIR1
Exons: 2
Coding region: 81-386 (101 amino acids)
Biological process (GO): systemic acquired resistance
Molecular function (GO): fatty acid binding
Source: RefSeq, a predicted model, not a curated record